UUUUGCAUUAAAAUAAAAUAAAAAUGAUGUCUUGCGCUGGGUUUUUAAAAGCUUUUGCUAACAAAAUCUUUAGGUUUAGAGGUGGUUUUGGGCCAUUGUUAAGUAAGAUUUGUCAUUUUGCAGGGGCCGCGGUGCUCAACAAACACAUAGACCACCGGAACCUGUUCACGCAGAGAAUGUGCUGCAGGCGGCAGAGUCACUUUGUCUACAUUGGUCAAGACAUUUCAGGCAGUCCCAUUAGCGCGGACGUGGGCAUGUGCAGGCCUCACUGUGUAGGGGCAGCAGCCAGGCCGCCCAACGAGGCGGGAGCACAAGACUAUGCACAACACGCAUCCAUGCUGGAGUUCCUCAGGAGCAAAAAACUGAGGAUGCGCGGACCCACCGCCCCUGAAGACGUUCAGCCGCAGAAAGCGUCACUGCCCUCGUGCGGCACGAACCACGCGUGCCAGCCGACGGGCAUGCGCGUGGACCGGGUGCUCCUGUUUGAGGGCCCCCGUGAGGUGGAGGUGAUCCAGGAGUGUCACUGCGAGAUCCAGCCGGGUCAGUGCAUUCGCGUGCCCUCACUGAGGACCUUCUACUCGGAGACACCCUACGAGAGCGUGGUGGAUGUGGGUGGGUGCUCGCGGUCCAAGGGCGCUCCAGAGGGAUUCUCCUGCAUCCCCACCAAAUUCGACUCGGCCCUGGUGGAGACCCCCAACAAAGUGGAUGUGAUCCAGACGGUGGCAGCCUGCGAGCUGAAGGAGAGCUGCUACAGGGUCCCUUACGUGGAGUAUUACUACGAAAUCGUGCACCACGGCGACGGCGUCAAAGAGGAGAGACUCAGGGAAGUGGACGUGGGCAGAUGUUUGGGAGGCUGCACCACAGGAAACCGAUGCCUUCUCAGGAGUCCAUCGGACUCCGAAAUCUGCCACUUGUGGGCCGAGAAACAAUCCAGCUCGUGUGUGCCUCAGGGAUACGAGCGCCACCGCUUCCUUAGCCAGCACGGCAAGAUUAGCACCAUCCUGUCCAUCACUUCCUGCCACUGCCCAAAUUGAACACCCACAAGCAAACAGAGCCCUCUCCUGGAUAGAACUGCACAUGACAUGGUUGCCAAACCACCCCUUAAAAUAUUAUUGUAUGAUAUGUAACAUAUGUAAAAAAAGUCAUAAUUUUUGUAAAUAAAUUUAAUACUGAAAUAGAUGUGCCAACGUUUGUCUAUAAAGGGACCUUGUACGGUAUACGUGAGUGGAUACAGUGCUUAACAAAUAGCAUUUGCCUCCCUGUUAUUAAGAGAGCUUCCAGCUUCAUGAUUUGCUUUAAUGCAGACUCUUUCAGUUUGAGCUUGCUCGCUACGUUGUUACCAUUUUGAACAGAAAUGAGCAAUUUCAAACUUAAUUUGUCUGUUCAGGAACGCAAGUAAAUACGGUAACUAUAAUUUGACAUCUGAAUGGAGAAAAUGUUAUUCCAUUUUUUUGCAGCAAGUCUAUUUGACAAAUCACAAUAGUAUUAAUAAUAUUAAAGCUGUAAGAAGCAAUGAACGGACUCCGGCACCCCCUCUAAAAACAUGAUCUAACUUUGACAUCAUGCUCUGUCCACUUUAGGUGGCGGAGCCAAAUAAGCUUCACCAUUUACCAUCGCCCAUCAGUAUAGAACAGGGAUUCUCAAAGUGUGGUACGAACACCGUUGCUGGUACGCGGGCUCCCUCCGGUGGUAUGCAAAAAAAGUA
Molecule: messenger RNA, 1705 nt
Organism: Phyllopteryx taeniolatus (common seadragon)
Lineage: Eukaryota; Metazoa; Chordata; Actinopteri; Syngnathiformes; Syngnathidae
Gene: pnhd
Product: pinhead
Exons: 6
Coding region: 24-1034 (336 amino acids)
Source: RefSeq, a predicted model, not a curated record